UCAUUAAAAUUAACAAAAUAAAGUUUAAUGCUAGAUUAUUUGAACAAAUAUAAGAAAUAUUUUGUUUUUCUUCACUCCGUGACAAAACAAAAAGAGGUGGAUGAAGAUGAAUCAUCUUUCUUUCCAAAGGUUUUUGAUCACUGCUACCACUGUGCGUAUAUAGAAUAAUGUUAGAAAUCGAGUCGGCAAAUAAACAUAACCUAAAGUUUUGUAAGAAUCCCAUGGGAAGCCCCUUUGUGUCUGUACAAUCCCGGUUCGUUAUAUUCCCUAGAUGCGAAUCUUCCCAUAGAAAAAGUUGAUAAAUAAAAUGAUUUGUUUCUGUAACUUUAUUUUAAAGUAAAAUAACGUGUUUCGGGUUAAUUAUACUGUGUUGUAAUAUUCUGGGAAAUAUAUAUCUAAGAUAAGAAAAAUUCUGAUUCCAGAAAAUCGUUUAACGGACUAUGCGUUGUGAAAUUGUUUACAUAUCAACGUCAAAAUGGAAAUUAUUCAGUUAUUAUAUUUUAUUCUAAUAUUAUUUGUAAAAAAUUGUCAAAUAUUAUCAACAUCAAAAUCUGUUAUUGAUAAAUUUUGUAAAACAAAUUCUUUUCCAAGAAUUUGGAACUUUACAACACGAAAAGGAAUAGUAUAUUUAUCUCUUUGCCAAACAGAAAAGGCAGUUUGGCUUGUAGAUUCCCAUUAUGGCAAUAAGUAUAUUGCAGACAGCUUUAAAGUGUUAUAUGCAAAAAAUAAUACCUACGAAUCUCAAGGAGCAUAUAUCUGCAAAACAAAUACACUAUAUUCAAUAAAGAUACAUUUUUUCUGUGAUUCAACAAUUCAGGUUGAACCUCGGUUAACAGAGUACCUAAAUGAUGGGUGUGAUAUUAGUAUUAAUAUGAUGAAUCCUAAUUGUGUUCCUCCGUGUACGGCUAAUGUAGCCGGUCACAUAAUCGAUCUUAGAAGUUUGUCUAGAAACAUUCUGGUGAGAUCUAAUAACAGUAUUUAUAACAUGAGACUUUGCGGGGAAAAUGAUAAAUGUGGAUCGGGUAUUAGUAUUUGCAAGGUACAAAAUUCCACAACAGUUUCCCUAGCAACGUCGGAAUCCCUAAAAGCUAUUUAUACUGGAGAUUUGUUGUAUGUAAAUGGACAUUAUGUUUCCGAUAGUCGAGAAAAAACGCACGUCAAAGUAGAAAUUAUUUGUAAUUGGAAUGAAGAAAUUUCUAAUGCGAGAUAUAUGGAGUCAAACGGUACCAGAAAAAUGCAAAUUUUUCAAGUAGAGUCGAAAUAUGGCUGCGUGAAACUUCCCCAAAUUUGUGAGUUAGAUGACAAAUCAGAUAAAUACAAGUAUAACUUGAAAAAAUUGUACUCUCAGGAUGGUUGGAGGCUUGGAAAUUCGUCGGUUGAUAUUGUUUUAAAUGUGUGUGGACCUUUGAAGUCAUCCACUGAAAAAUGUCAGAAUGCCAAAUCUCAAAUAUGUGAUUUAACCAACGACGUCAACAGAGGAAGUAUUUUUUCUCAGUUUGUAUUAAAUGAUGAUGAAGAUAUCACACUUACUAUAUCAGGUGGAAGUAUUUGCGAUAAAAUUAACAGAAACAAACAUAGCACCAAAAUACUAUUUAAAUGUUCAAUGGAUGAAAAAGGACCACAACUUCAGCGUUUUGAGCAUUGUGAAACUUCCAUUAUAUGGCGAACACCUAAUGCAUGCCCACAAAUACAUAAUUGUACAACAGAAAAACAGAUUUCUGACUGCAUGUAUACAUUGGAUAGCAGGCAAAUUGAUUUUUCUCCGUUACGUGGCGACUAUAAGAUUUCAGAUCCUAAUAAUAAAGUUGAAUAUUUCUUGAAUAUAUGUGAUCUAGUAAACAAUGAAAAUAAUUUGUGUUUAAAAAAAUCAUAUGCAAUGGUUAAAAAAUUAAAUGAACCCAACAUUAAGAGAAGAACGAUUUCUAUUGGGAGGUGGAAAAACACAAAUCUUGUUGCAGAAAAAGAUUAUGCGAUUGGAACUUUUUCUAUUGGUGACUUUUGUUUAGUUGAUGUGUCACAAACUAAAAUAAGAUUUAUCUGUUCAAAAGAUGAGGAUAAUCCAAUUCUUGUCAGUCAUGAUGAAUGUACUUAUGAAUUUGCGUGGAAAACUUCUCUUGUAUGUGCAUCCAACUGCCUGGUCUCGUCAGAUCUAAAUGUAGAAUUUAACUUCGAUUUUGUUAAAUCUAAUAUAGUUCACAUAAAUAAUGAGGAUGGUUCGAUAUUAAAAUUUAAUAUUUGCAAUGAUGUAUAUUCUUUAUGUAAAAAAGAGAAUUGUAAAAAUUAUCCACUUACCCGACGUUACAUCACAAAAUCUGUGAAUCCAUAUAUUUUAAUGUACCUUAAAAGGGAUUGUACAGAUGUAACUGAUUUCAAUAAGAUUCGAAUUACCCUGAUAUGCGACGAAACUGUUCUCCAAUACAAAUAUGAAAAGGAAAAUGUUAUAGACUGCAUAUAUACCCUCACACUAAGGUCCAAUGAAAUUUGUAAAAAAAAUCAAGAGAUUAAAAACACAACCGCAAAUAAUGUUAAAUGUAACAUUACUAGUAACUUCACAGGAUACAAAAUGGAUAUCAGUACUUUAAAACCAAUUGGUGCCCCCAUGAUGAGCUCAUGCCCAAAAAUUAUAUUGAACGUAACACAUAAAUUUGUACAGUUAAAAUAUCCGACAGAUAUUAAUUGCAAAUUACAUGAAACAAAGCGUUCAUUUGCUUACAUUGUUAUUGUUAAUUGUUCCAACAUGGAUCAAUCUUAUUUAAAGAAGAGCACCACUUGUGAAGAAAUAACGGAAAUCUCCAGCAGUGAGGCGUGCAAAUUGUUUAAAUCAGUUAUUAGAAGUAGUCAUGCAGGACUAAUCACUGCGGUGGUCAUAGCGAUUGCACUUGCAAUAGGAAUUGCGUUCACAUUAUGGUAUAGAAGGAAGCCUUCCCCGUGGCAUUCAUACAUAAAAGAUGGUGAAUUAUAAAACCUACUUAAUGUUUGAAGAGUGAAUACCUUUUUGUUUUGAAUUCUUUUAUACAUCAUUAAUAUAAAAAUUAUUAAUUAUUUUGUUUUAUGAAAUAUUAUGUUUCUGUUAAUAUUAAUAAAUGUGUUUUCCA
Molecule: messenger RNA, 3095 nt
Organism: Aethina tumida (small hive beetle)
Lineage: Eukaryota; Metazoa; Arthropoda; Insecta; Coleoptera; Nitidulidae
Product: cation-independent mannose-6-phosphate receptor
Exons: 18
Coding region: 476-2962 (828 amino acids)
Source: RefSeq, a predicted model, not a curated record